AUGUCGGAGAAGCUACCGGAAGAAGGGGCCAGAAAGCGGUACAUAUCCAAUGUUAAGUACGAGUACAACAAAACGUACUCGCUAAAACAACUCCGUGAAGAAGGCAAGACCGCAUCAGGUAAUCCGGGUAGAUACCAGGAGCAUUGCGUCUCUCAAUACGAAAAGGGCAGUUGUGUAUCGUUGAGAAGCAGAGUUCGGGAGAGUGUCUGUAGUCUGGUUGCGACGGGUAGUUAUGGUAUUGAGGUUACGAUCGAUAGUUGGCUGCGUAAUUUUCAUCCGAAGAAGAGGAGGUAA
Messenger RNA from Histoplasma mississippiense, 294 nucleotides. RefSeq lists its product with no specific name. Lineage: Eukaryota; Fungi; Ascomycota; Eurotiomycetes; Onygenales; Ajellomycetaceae. The record is from RefSeq and is a predicted model, not a curated record. The transcript is spliced from 3 exons. Bases 1 to 294 code for a protein of 97 amino acids.